Molecule: messenger RNA, 1471 nt
Organism: Nematolebias whitei (Rio pearlfish)
Lineage: Eukaryota; Metazoa; Chordata; Actinopteri; Cyprinodontiformes; Rivulidae
Product: C-type lectin domain family 4 member M
Exons: 6
Coding region: 14-1402 (462 amino acids)
Molecular function (GO): signaling receptor activity
Source: RefSeq, a predicted model, not a curated record
GCAGAUGUAAAAAAUGGCCGUCGAGUACCAUGCCUCCACCAAGACCAACAUGGACAUCGAUGACUGUAAAAUUGCAUAUAAACAAUUCUUUUCGGAAGAAAGAUUUCUCUCUUCAGUUAAUGCACUGAGGAACAGACCUUUCAAGAUUGCUUCAGUUUGCCUCGGGGUGCUGUGCGUUCUCCUGGUGGCAGGGGUCAUAGGUCAAAGCGUCCACUAUCAAAAUGUAGGAAAAGAACAUCAGAACAACCUCAACACCCUGAGCACAGAAAAAGAAAAUCUGCAGCAAAACCUCAAGAUGGUCAAAAAUGAGAAAACAAAUCUCGAAGUUGUCCGUGAUCAGUUGCAGCAACGCAACGAUCGCAUAACACGGUCGAACGAUCAGUUGCAAAAGAAUGUAGAUUCUCUGAUUAAGGAUAAAAGGCAGCUUCAAAUGAGCGAAAGUCAGCUACAGGCCAGCGAGACUGCUGCAAAAAAUACAUUAAAACAAUUAAAUUCCACCAACGCUCAGCUACAGAAAGACAAAGAUGUCUUGUCAACGGCCCAGAAGAACUUACAAACACAAUACGACUCGGUUGUGAAACGCAAAAAAGAGCUACAGUCGAGUUACAACUCUGUGACCACAGACAGGGACAACCUGCAGAACAAAUUCAACAACGCAACCAGGUCCAGAGAGCAGCUGCAGCUGAGUUACAACAAGCUGAUUCAGAAGGUCGAAGAUCUACAGGACAGCUUCAACUUCUCCACCAGCGAGAAAGACAAGAUAGCGAGCAGCCACCAAAACCUCACCACGCAGAUGAAACUGCUGCAGGAGACGUGCAACACGGUUAAAAAGGCAGAAAAGGAGCUGCGGGCGUCCUACGGUUUAGCUCUUAGUCAAAAACAAGAGGCCGAAAGCGUCCUAAAGAAUGUAGUGGCAGAGAGAGAUGAGCUGAAAAUCCAAACUAUGAACCUGACGGUGGAGAGACAGCAGCUGCUGGAGACCAUUAACAGACUCAACACGUCCAUUCAAGAUAAAAAAUGCCCUGCUGGCUGGAGGAAGUUUCAGUACAGCUGCUACUACACUUCAUUAAUUAAGAAAACCUGGAACCUAAGCAGAGAGGACUGCCAGACCAAAGGAGCGGACCUGGCCAUCAUAACCAGUCAAGAGGAAAUGAAUUUCAUCAACCGUUUGUACAGCAGCGACAAAGAGGUGUGGAUCGGUCUGACUGAUGGAGGAGUUGAGGGGCAGUGGAAAUGGGUCGAUGGGAAUCCUCUGAACCUGACUUUCUGGGCUAAAGGCCAGCCCAACAGCCAUCAGGGGAGGAACCAGGACUGCGCCGAGUUCUGGCACCGAGCGACAGGAAACGGCGACUGGAAUGAUGAGAACUGUGGUGUUGAACAGUACUGGAUCUGUGAGAAGUAGCGUUCACGUAAUGAGGCCCGAUCAUUAGUUUUAUAUCACUUAAUGGUUUAAAUAAACGUCAUACGCUGU